UUCAAAUUCUUUUGCAGACUGUUAGAUGUAGAUUAAAAAUGACCUCUUACUGUGUACGCCAUUCUGUAAUUCGUUGUGUAAAAAGUUUUUUGCAUCCAAACACGAAAGCCUGCCUGCAGCGUUGCCAAAAUCUGUGUUUUAAAGCAGAAAGAAGCAUUUUCGAGAUUGAUGAGGAAGUGGCCAAGUUGCUGGCACUGAAAGCUCAGAUUGGAACAGAACCUGUAGCUCAGAAAUUCACAUUGAAGACACCAAAAGGAACAAGAGACUAUGAUCCUAAACAAAUGGCAAUUCGGGAGACUGUGUUUGAUACUGUAGUUCGAUGCUUCAAGCGUCAUGGAGCAUCCACCAUCGAUACUCCUGUAUUCGAAUUGAAGGAAACACUAACAAACAAAUACGGAGAAGACAGCAAACUGAUUUACGAUCUGAAAGACCAAGGAGGUGAAAUGCUAUCUCUACGAUAUGAUUUAACUGUGCCGUUUGCAAGGUACAUGGCAAUGAAUAACAUACAAACCAUCAAAAGAUAUCACAUUGCGAAAGUAUACAGACGUGACAACCCAGCAAUGACUAGGGGAAGGUAUAGAGAAUUUUAUCAGUGUGACUUUGACAUAGCUGGUCACUACGAUCCCAUGAUACCAGAUGCCGAGUGCUUGAGAAUUGUUUCAGAAAUUCUGUCCGAGCUAAAACUUGGGGAUUUCGUCAUAAAAGUCAACGAUCGGAGAAUUUUAGAUGGAAUAUUCGCUGUAUGUGGUUGUCCAGAUGAUAAGUUCAGACAAGCUUGUUCUGCUGUAGACAAGCUUGAUAAACUGCCUUGGUCUGAUGUUAAAGCUGAAAUGUUGGAAAAAGGUCUAACAGAAGAAUCAUGUGACAAGAUUGGAAGUUACGUGCAGAUGGCUGGUGGAUUGCAAUUGGUAGAAAAGCUUCUAUCUAAUGAAGAGUUGAAUCAAAACAAAUUAGCACUUGCUGGUUUGACGGACAUGAAAGUUUUGCUGCAAUAUUUGGACUUGUUUCAAGUCACAAACCGGGUCCAAUUUGAUUUGAGUCUUGCAAGAGGCUUGGAUUAUUACACUGGACCGAUUUUCGAAGCGAUAUUGCUUGGUAAUCAAGAUGCAAACAAAGAAAGGGUGAAGGGGGAAACUGUGGGUGUGGGGUCAAUUGCUGGUGGAGGAAGGUAUGAUGGAUUGGUGGGAAGUUUUCAUCCAAAAGGAAAAUCUGUUCCAUGCGUUGGUGUGAGCAUAGGUGUGGAACGUAUAUUCUCCAUUAUAGAAGCAAAUAUUAAGAAAGAGAAAGGGAAAACGAGGACAAACGACACUCAAGUUUUUGUUGCCUCCCCACAAAAAGGGUUCGUGGAAGAAAAAAUGAAAAUCAUAAACGAACUUUGGAACGCAAAUAUUAAGGCAGAAAUGUCGUACAAGAAGAAUCCAAAGAUGCUCAACCAGAUGCAGCAUUGUGAGGAGAGCGGAAUCCCCCUCGCAGUGAUUGUGGCAUCCGGAGAACUGGAUGCGGGAACAGUGAAGAUCAGGAGCGUGGGAUCCCGGGAAGAGAGGACAGUGGAUCGGAGCAAAAUGGUGGACGAGUUGAAAGAGAUGAUCAGAAGUUGAUGUUGUUGGCUUUAUGUUGUAGAUGUUGCAGUGAUGUACUUGAGUUGUUGCAAUAAAUAUUUAAAGUGUAGGUAAUCAGAACAAUAUUCCUAUGUUCUCUUGUAAUAAAUUCUAUAUUUACCUUGA
Messenger RNA from Ciona intestinalis (vase tunicate), 1724 nucleotides. The record is from RefSeq and is a predicted model, not a curated record. NCBI's taxonomy places the organism in Eukaryota, Metazoa, Chordata, Ascidiacea, Phlebobranchia, Cionidae.